AUGGCACAAAACUUUGAACCCUUCCAUGUCCCACAACAAAACAGAAAAAACAAGCUUCGUGUCACCACUCUAACCAACCAAGAACAGCAAAACCCACCAAGCCCCCUACUCUCCGGACAAACUCUCAUGAACCCUUCACAAUCUUCUUCCUUCUCUUCGCUUCAAACCCUCAAAGACAUGAGCCAUCAGCCCAUAACUAGCCAGGGUUUAUCUUUGUCUCUUUCAUUUCAACUUGAUCACCAAAGAUACAAUGCUGUUUCAGUUUCAAGUGAUUACUUGAAGCAGAAUGGUGAAAUGAGAAGCUCUGUCGUCCCUUUUGGUCCUUUUACUGGCUACGCUUCAAUAUUGAAGAGUUCAAGGUUCUUGAAACCUGCACAGCAGAUUUUGGACGACAUUUGUGGUGUAAUUAAUCAUGCAAAUACAAACUUUCCUUUGGAUGGUUCGAGUGAAAUUGAAACUAUGGGAGAAAGUAUUGCGCUUUUAAGCGAUGGGGUGGAGCAUCAAAGGAAGAAUUCAAAGCUAAUAUCGAUGCUGGAUGAGAGGGACCAAAUUGGGGUUUACUUAGCCGGUACAAAGUCAUCAAUUGUCGACUGUACGAGAUACAAACUAUAUUACCAACAAAUGCAGUCAGUUGUUGCAUCAUUUGAAACUGUUGCUGGUCUUGGAAAUGCAGCUCCUUAUGUUUGUUAUGCAAUCAAAAUUGUUUUGAAGCAUUUUACUAGCUUGAAGAACGCCCUUUCGGAUAAAAUUCAGUUCACAGGGAAAACCUUUGAUGACAGUAAUGUUACCAAGGAAAAAAAUCCUAGAUAUGGGACAGCUGAACUAGGCCUUGGAAACCAAAAUCUAACCCAGAACUUGAACUUUAUUCAACAUCCUGUUUGGCGAUCUCAAAGAGGACUUCCUGAUCAUGCUGUAGCUGUGCUUAAGAAAUGGUUGUUUGAACACUUCCUGCACCCCUACCCUACAGACUCGGAAAAGCAAGCCUUGGCUCAGCAGACUGGUCUAUCAAGGACUCAGGUUUCUAAUUGGUUUAUUAACGCAAGAGUUAGACUUUGGAAGCCAAUGGUGGAAGAAGUACACAUGCUUGAAUCACAGCAAACUCGAGCACCAUUUGAAACGGUCAAUCCUAGUGCCAACAUGCCAUCCGAUUUGUCUCUUGAGAAACAGUCCCGAUCAACUCAACACCAGAAUACAAAUCAAACUAAACGCUCCCGAAAUGAACUUCAUGAUGUGUCUAAGCAGGGACACGAGCCAAGAAAUAUUUAUGGCAGCAAUUUGUCAGGUAAUUACCUCUCUGCUGGUGUUAGUGGAAGCAAAGGUGUUUCAUUGGCACUGGGUCUCCCCCAGAACAAUGGCAUUGAUCAAUCAUGGCCUCUCCCUAUGAGCAUACCUCACCAUGUCAACCAUGAACUGAUUAGCUUGUUGGAUUCAGCUCCAACAGGUUUUGCACUGCAAAAGCAGCAUUUUGGGAAAGACUGA
Dovyalis caffra is the source of this 1479-nucleotide messenger RNA. Lineage: Eukaryota; Viridiplantae; Streptophyta; Magnoliopsida; Malpighiales; Salicaceae. The record is from the annotation of a GenBank genome assembly.